This is a messenger RNA of Corythoichthys intestinalis (scribbled pipefish), 1007 nucleotides long. RefSeq names its product sulfotransferase 2B1-like. The record is from RefSeq and is a predicted model, not a curated record. Gene Ontology annotation, cellular component: cytoplasm. The coding region runs from base 259 to 984 and encodes 241 amino acids. NCBI's taxonomy places the organism in Eukaryota, Metazoa, Chordata, Actinopteri, Syngnathiformes, Syngnathidae. The transcript is spliced from 6 exons. Gene Ontology annotation, biological process: sulfation. Gene Ontology annotation, molecular function: sulfotransferase activity.
GACUGAGGCACGCUUCCUGAUGUACAAAGGAGUUUUGCUGCCCGCUCUUGUACACUCUGCGAAGACUUUGAUGCUGUUUGAAAAGUUCCUUUUUCGGCCAGAUGACAUUCUUAUUGUAACAUAUCCCAAGUCAGGUGAGUCAGUUGUUUAACACUUGUUUUCUGUUUGGGAGAAGGACCAGGGGUGAAAGCGGCUAGAAUGUCUUGCCUGAACUCUCCGACGUGAAGGUGCCACGGAGCCAGAAAUGGUACAACUUGGAUGCAGGAGAUCGUACCCUUGAUCAUGAGCGGAGGAGAUCCUGCCUCAGUGGAGACCAGUCCCAAUUGGGAACGAGUUCCCUGGCUGGAGGUGGAUCAUACUUGGACCCUCAAUAUUGAUGACAAACCGUCACCGCGCAUGUUCGCCACACAUUUCCUUCCUCGUAUGAUGCCGCCGUCUUUUUUCGAAGUUAAACCGAAGGUCAUCUAUGUCAUGAGGGAGCCCAAAGAUGUAUUUACCUCAUCCUUCCAUUACUGUGCGAUGGCCUCUUUUAUGGUCGACCCUGGACCGAAGAGCGAGUUUCUGCAAAAGUUCCUUCAAGGAGAAGUCGUGUAUGGCUCAUGGUUUGAACAUGUGAAAGCCUGGCUGGAUUACAAAGAGGAGAUAUUUCGCAUCUGCUACAAAGAAUUGAUACAGGAUCUUGAAGACUCAGUGGGCAGAAUUGCUCUGUUCCUGGGGAAAUCUCUGGACAACGACGUGAUUGCGAAGAUAGCUGAGCGAUGUCUGUUCAAGAACAUGAAAAAGAACAACAUGUCCAACUACUCGACAGUCCCUAAGGAGAUUAUGGACACCACAAAGUCGGAAUUUCUCAGAAAGGGAGUUGUUGGAGAUUGGAAAAACCAAUUGACGGUAGCAGAAGCUGAAUACUUUAACGAUGUUUAUGCGGAGAAGAUGAAGGAUGUUGAUUAUGAAUUUGCGUGGAAUUUAAAGAAUACUCGCUCCUAAUCCCCAAUAGUGGGGGGCGGGGG